Molecule: messenger RNA, 1256 nt
Organism: Myotis lucifugus (little brown bat)
Lineage: Eukaryota; Metazoa; Chordata; Mammalia; Chiroptera; Vespertilionidae
Product: ral guanine nucleotide dissociation stimulator-like
Exons: 6
Coding region: 260-1132 (290 amino acids)
Source: RefSeq, a predicted model, not a curated record
AAAAAAAAAAAGAGAGAGAGACACAGAUCAGAGCGAGCAAGUGGUCAGGCCCUGAUAUUUUAUAAGCAAAUCUUGGAAGUGACCUUGGGUCACUUUGCUGUCUCCUAGGGAGUCACUAAUGGAGGCCACACUUAAGGGAAGGGCACCAUCUACAUCACAGGAGGAUGUGUCCUCCAGGAGGUGUGAGUCGUGGGGAGCCACUCGGGGGAGAAGUGGACGGUUCUGAAAGGCCCCUGCUCUGCCCAGAAUCACAGAGACAAUGGUGUCCUCACACUUGGGGUCCUGGCUGCACCCAGGCUUUCUCAGGGGCUCUGGAAAAGACUGUGCUGAUGGAACCAUGUGCAGCCAUGGAGAUGGCACAGGGGAGAGGAGCUCCCCACAGGAGGUCAGACAGGAGGUCAGACAGGAGCCGACUGAUGGGGUUCUCAACGCCAUCCCCCAGCAGGAGGCACAGGGGCCCCACGCUGCCAAAAGAGUGCCGCUCGGUCUCAAGGGGCAAACCGCAUCAACCGGGAGCACAAAUAAGCUCUGUAUGGUGCAGACCGCCCGGGCACACCGGCUGGACAAGCUGGUGGAGCACCUGGUGCCUGCCUUCCUGGGCAGGGACCCCACCUUCGUCCCCACCUUUCUCCGGAACUACAGAACUUUCGCCACCACCCGACAGGUGUUGGACCUACUGUUGACAAGGUAUGGCUGCAUCUUCCCGUAUGCUGAAGAGGAUGGUGGGCCUGUGGACCAGCAGAAAAAGGCCAUCAUCUCCAUCCUGGGCCUGUGGCUGGACCAGUGCCCUCAGGAUUUUUUCCAGCCCCCAGACUUCCCAGGCCUGGUGAUGCUGCUGGCCUACCUGGAGCUCAAUUUCCCAGGCUCAGACCUGGAGCGCCAGGCCCAGCUGCUCCUUUCAGAGCUGGAGCGCCGAGAGCCCGCAGAGGCAGAGGAACCAGCUCCAGAGCCAGAUAAAAAAAGACCUCAGGAGGCAACACCGACUCCAGUGGCCUCUCCAGAGGCAGAGCGGGCUCCGGGCACAGCUUUCACUGACCUUCACGAGGCAGAAGAACCACCUGCAGCGUGUGGGCAACUCGCCUCAGCUCCUGCGAGGCCCGUGGUCCCCGGUCCUGGGCCGCAGCGUGUGUAGCUGCCAUGACAGAGGGGGCUUCCCCCUGCUGCUCACCCCUUUAAUUGCAGCUUUUACAUUUUUUGUGUUUAUAUUAGAUAUACUUAAAUUUUUAAUGUAGUUUCUGUAAUAUUCAGUUAAAAUA